Molecule: messenger RNA, 2532 nt
Organism: Cebus imitator (Panamanian white-faced capuchin)
Lineage: Eukaryota; Metazoa; Chordata; Mammalia; Primates; Cebidae
Gene: SLC25A22
Product: solute carrier family 25 member 22
Exons: 10
Coding region: 243-1214 (323 amino acids)
Biological process (GO): malate-aspartate shuttle; aspartate transmembrane transport; L-glutamate transmembrane transport
Molecular function (GO): L-aspartate transmembrane transporter activity; L-glutamate transmembrane transporter activity
Source: RefSeq, a predicted model, not a curated record
GUGAGUGCCUGAGUGCCGGCUGGAGUGUGGAGGAGCCGUCCGGAGUGAGUGCCUGGGGCAGGUGGCGUGUCAGCGGACAAAAAGGGGGGGCUGACGCCUGGAAAUUACCCUGAAGGUGGAGCACUGCCACCUUCCCCCAGCUCCCUUGGUCCCACCCUCUCCAGGCCUUCUUGCCUUGGACUCCGCCCCGCCCCUGCCUGGCAUCCACCUCUUCAGCUCCCACCUGGGUGCGAUUGAGUUAAAUGGCUGAUAAGCAGAUCAGCCUGCCAGCCAAGCUCAUCAAUGGCGGCAUCGCCGGGCUGAUCGGGGUCACCUGUGUGUUCCCCAUCGACCUGGCCAAGACCAGGCUGCAGAACCAGCAGAAUGGCCAGCGCAUGUACACGAGCAUGUCCGACUGCCUCAUCAAGACCAUCCGCUCCGAGGGCUACUUCGGCAUGUACCGCGGAGCCGCUGUGAACUUGACCCUUGUCACCCCCGAGAAGGCCAUCAAGCUGGCAGCCAACGACUUCUUCCGACAUCAGCUCUCUAAGGACGGGCAGAAGCUGACCCUGCUUAAAGAGAUGCUGGCGGGUUGCGGGGCUGGCACCUGCCAGGUGAUCGUGACCACGCCCAUGGAGAUGCUGAAGAUCCAGCUGCAGGAUGCAGGGCGCAUCGCUGCCCAGAGGAAGAUUCUGGCUGCCCGGGGCCAGCUCUCGGCCCAGGGGGGUGCCCAGCCCUCAGUGGAGGCUCCAGCUGCCCGUCGGCCCACGGCCACCCAGCUGACCAGAGACCUGCUUCGGAGCCGCGGCAUUGCUGGUCUCUACAAGGGACUCGGGGCCACGCUGCUCAGGGACGUCCCCUUCUCCAUGGUCUACUUUCCGCUCUUUGCCAACCUGAACCAGCUGGGCCGCCCGGCGUCUGAGGAGAAGUCGCCCUUCUAUGUGUCCUUCUUGGCCGGCUGUGUGGCCGGGAGUGCAGCUGCUGUGGCCGUCAACCCCUGUGACGUGGUGAAGACGCGGCUCCAGUCGCUUCAGCGGGGGGUCAACGAGGACACCUACACCGGGUUCCUGGACUGUGCCAGGAAGAUCCUGCGGCAUGAGGGCCCCUCGGCCUUCCUGAAGGGCGCCUACUGCCGUGCGCUGGUCAUCGCACCCCUCUUUGGCAUCGCACAGGUGGUCUACUUCCUGGGCAUCGCAGAGUCCCUGCUGGGGCUGCUGCAGGCCCCCCAGGCCUGAGCCAGCGCCUGCUCCACCCCAGCCAGCCGGGCAGGGCCAGUGUGGGGCCGGAGCCAGGCAGCCAGUGCAGGCCAGAGCAAGGGAAGACCUCUCCCCAGCCCUCCCCGUCGGCAGGGGCAGCAGGGGGUGGGGUGCAGGGUCCAUGUGGGUGCUGCCCACACCAUUGGGAUCAAUGUCUUAUUUAUGUAGAAAAUGCAGAAAUCUUUACAUUCCUCAAUCUAGCCCCUGCCCCAAUCCUGCCCUGGCCUGAACACCCCCAGGGACAGAGCUGGUCUCUGGGCUGGGGGCUCCAGGCCUGGGCUGGACAGGCUGGACCAUACCGGCUCCAGUCUCCACAGCCGUCCUGGUCCACACAGGGACCCUGCACAAACCUAUUUAUUGAACCUGCUGGGACCAAGGGACUCUCCAGCCCUUCCGUCCUUCCCCAGCUACUCCUGUCGCCUUGGCAGGGCCUGACUCUGCCUCCCUGGCCCGACUUGCAAGAGGACUGGGGUCCAAGACCCUCCAUGUUGAGCUAGGAAUCCCAAACGAGGGUUGCCCUGGGGUGUGACUCUCAGGGCAAGCUCUCUACCCACUAUGGGACUUUCUGGUGAGCUCCUUGGCUCCCACCCCAGGCUGGGGCCCAGACUGUGAGGUCUGUGUGUGUGCGUGUGUGUGUGUGCGUGCGUGCGUGUGCGUGCGUGUGGUGGGGAGCUGGCCUGGCCCUUGGGUAUGGGGCUGCCAGGGGCUGCCCUCCUUCCUGCCCAGACAUUCUGUGUGCUGUGUGUGCCCCAGGCUCUGUUGACCCCGUCCAGAAACGAACUUACCCAGCCUGGCCUCUCUUCUGAGUCCUCCACCCUGGCCUGGGAUUGGCCAGGUAGCAGGGCAGGCAUGGGGAGCAGUGUGGAGCCUGAGGGGGGCUGUCCUGCUCAGGAGGGAGGGCCGCCCCCAAGUCCCCUCCGGGCCCACCUUUCUCUCUGGGCUUCUGUAUAAGGAAGGCCCUUGACGACACUCCAGAAGCCCCGUCCUCCCACCCGGCCCAUCCUUAUUGUGAGCUGAAGCUCUCCCUGCCCCACCCCGGCCAUGUGAUCGUGCUGGUGCUGUGUCCCCCAAACCGGGGCCCUCCUCGGAGGCCCCUUCCCAGCGACACUACUUGGGGCCCAGGCCCAGGCCCCCCAGUUCACGGUUGUUCCUGGGAGCUGCCCCUCCCGUCACCUCUGAACCUUGGAAGCCGCUGCUGCUGCUUACAGAAUUAUAUUUUUUUCUUUUGAAGAGUUUUAAGAAGCUGUAACUUUUUGUGUCUUGUCUUGUCAGAGGAUAAAUAAAUAUUCUAAGUAGA